Messenger RNA from Myzus persicae (green peach aphid), 665 nucleotides. RefSeq lists its product as uncharacterized. Bases 3 to 665 code for a protein of 220 amino acids. The record is from RefSeq and is a predicted model, not a curated record. Lineage: Eukaryota; Metazoa; Arthropoda; Insecta; Hemiptera; Aphididae. The transcript is spliced from 4 exons.
UUAUGGAAAGAUCUACUAACUGUGAUAAUUCAAGUCUUGUUGAAUACACACAAAAUGAAAAUUGUUGUUGUAAGAAUAUUACUGAGCUUAAGUCUAUUUUAAAAUCAAACAACAAGUCUGUAGAAUCUACACUUAAGCAACUGAUGACACAGAUUUUCAUACUGAAUAACUCAAAUACCAGGAUUUGCAACGCUUUUAAAACAAUGGACCAAAAAAUUCAAAUGAUUAUGAAGUCAAAUGACAAGACAAGAUCCUUGGCUCUACCUAUACCCGUGUUACCCUCAUCUUUAGUCGGUAUAUUACCAACCAAAUCAAUUGAUGAAGUGGAUGCUGUAGAAGCACUUUUGACCGAUAACAUAGAUGGGUUGAAAAACCAAGAGGAAUUGAAAUCAUAUCUUUACAUAAAAUCAUCGAACACAUCUACAUUUAGUGCUGCGAUAAGGCAUACAAUUGAUACAUGUUUUGAAUAUCACAUUUUAGCUUUAUUUAGUUAUAAAGGAAAAACUAAACAAUCCUUUAUAGACCUAAAAUUAUAUUCAGUUAUUUAUGAAGCUUUAUCUGGGUUCCAAACAUCUCCAAUUGAAGAGCAAACGUUCCACAAGGUUACUGACAACUAUAUUCGACAUGCCUUUAAAAAAGAAACCAAUACACCAAUUUCAAAUUAA